Molecule: messenger RNA, 1271 nt
Organism: Cygnus olor (mute swan)
Lineage: Eukaryota; Metazoa; Chordata; Aves; Anseriformes; Anatidae
Product: interphotoreceptor matrix proteoglycan 2-like
Exons: 8
Coding region: 75-1175 (366 amino acids)
Biological process (GO): nervous system development
Source: RefSeq, a predicted model, not a curated record
UCCCUGUUGUGCUGAGCCCCCUCUUGCCUCCCACAGCAUCCCUGCUCCGCGUCCCCUGCGAGCUGGUGCUGGACAUGGGGUUCGUCCCUGCCCUGCAGGACCCCGCGUCCCGUGAGCGCCGUGGUCUGCUGCACAGCUUCAACCGGACGGUUGCGCCCCUGUUCAUGUCGGUGCCCGGCUUCCUGCGGCUGGAGGUGACGGGGAUCAGGGAGGGCAGCGUGGUGCUGGAGUACGACGCGUUGUUUGCAGCGGAGCGGGUGCGGGCGCCGGGGCUAGGAGCGCUCCUCGACGCCGCGCUGGGCUCUGGCGGCGCCCGGCCGGGGCUGGCGGUGGGCGCUGCCCCCGUCCUGCGCAACGUGGCCCUGGAGCGGCCGCUGGACCCCUGUGCUGAGCUCUUCUCCUGCCGGGCCGGCUUCGCCUGCGUGGCCGGGGCAGACGGGAACGCCACCUGCACGUCCCUCUGCCACCGCGACUACUGCAAGAACCAUGGCAUCUGCACCCACCCCCGGGACCGGGGGCCCCUCUGCCAGUGUCCCGUCGGCAGUGAUUUCUGGUUCAUGGGGCUGCGCUGCGACUACCGGGUGACGCAGCAGAGCCUGCUGGGCAUGGCCGUCGGGGUCCUGUUCAGCAUCGUCCUGCUGGGCGCCGUCGUCGCCGGGAUCGUCAUCCGCCGGUUCAAGGCGCUGCUGCUGGAGGCCAGGGCUGACCAGACCCGGAGCAGCUACCGGCGCUUCUGCCGGCUGGACGAUGUCUCGGCCCAGUACUGGUCGCGCUCCUGGCUGGCGUCGGCCAGCUCCCUGGACAACCCUGCCUUCACCAACUCGGAGGAGCUGCUGCACCUGCAGGUCUUGGACAACGGCUGCUGCGGCUGCCGCGAGGCCCCGGCCGGUGCCAGCAGCCACAAGCAGCGCCCCGCGCCGCCCGCCCGCCCCGCGCACAGGCCCAGUUUCCAUUACGACUGGGACACAAGUUCCAGCAGCGUGAAUGAUCCCAUGGUUGACUCAGGAAAAGCCAGCGACAUCUCCGUGUCAAGUUGGCCCAUGGAACCCAUCCCCUGGACACCCUUCCCCAUCCUCCAUCACCUCUCCAGGCAGCGACCGCACAAAGCCAGGCAGCCUCACUCUUACUGCGAGGGGAUGGAGCUGGUCAAUCUCGAGAGGAGCUGGACAGCCUGACGGCUACAGACUAAAACACAGGCAACAAGUUUCAGCUUUAAAAACCAACCACAUUUUAUUUCCACGUAACAAGCUCAGUGAAAGAAUUGCAAACAC